AUGGAGCCGUUCGAGUACAACGCCAACCCCGGCCGAGUGGUCUUCGGGCCAGGGAGCAUCCAGAAACUCCCCGACGAGAUCAAGCGGCUAGGCCUGAAGUCACCGCUCCUACUGUCCACCCCUCAGCAAGUUGGUCAGGCGGACGAGCUGGCGAAGAUCCUGACCGGCGCAUCCCUCGAACCGGCCGGGACCUACACCAACGCGACCAUGCACACCCCGUCCCACAUCACCGAGGAAGCCAUGUUGUACCUCCGCGAGAAAUCUGCAGAUUGUGUCGUUUCAAUAGGAGGAGGGUCCACAAUAGGCUUGGGGAAGGCCAUCUCCAUCCGGACGGGCUUGCCGCAUAUCUGCAUUCCAACCACCUACGCCGGAAGUGAAAUGACGCCCAUUCUCGGCGAGACGCAGGACGGCCGCAAGACGACGCGGUCAGACCCCAAGAUCCUUCCAGGCACAGUCAUCUACGAUGUCAACCUGACCAUGACGCUCCCGGCCUCGUUGAGUGCCACGUCUGGCGUCAACGCCAUCGCCCACGCCGUGGAGGCGUUGUACGCGAAGAAUAAGAACCCGAUCAUCUCCCUGCUGGCACUCGAGGGCACCAAGGCUCUGGCGGAGUCACUGCCAGAGAUCAUCAAGGAUGCGCACUCCCAGCCCGCCCGUGAGAAAGCCCAGUAUGGCGCCUGGCUGUGCGGCGUCUGCCUCGGCUCCUCGUCGAUGGCCCUGCACCAUAAACUAUGCCACACGCUGGGCGGUUCGUUCAACCUGCCGCACGCCGAGACCCAUACCAUCGUGCUGCCCCAUGCACUGUCCUAUAAUGCCCCCGCGAUCCCAGAUGCCAUGGCCAAGCUCGCGUCCGUGCUGCCCGGCAGUGACGGCGAUGCCACCAAGGGGCUUAACCUGCUGCUGGAGAAACUCCAGGUCAAGCGUGCCUUGAAGGACUUUGGCAUGAAGGAAGAGGAUAUCGACAAGGCCGCCGAGAUUGCCGUGAGCAACCAGUAUCCGAACCCAAGGAAGGUGGAGAAGGGCCCCAUCCGUGAGCUGAUCCGCAGAGCCUGGGCAGGAGAGCCUGCACGGGCUGACCUAUAG
Molecule: messenger RNA, 1083 nt
Organism: Capronia coronata CBS 617.96
Lineage: Eukaryota; Fungi; Ascomycota; Eurotiomycetes; Chaetothyriales; Herpotrichiellaceae
Exons: 1
Coding region: 1-1083 (360 amino acids)
Cellular component (GO): mitochondrion
Molecular function (GO): maleylacetate reductase activity; metal ion binding; alcohol dehydrogenase (NAD+) activity
Source: RefSeq, a predicted model, not a curated record